AGCGGAAAUGCGUUGCCAUUUUAAAGGUGUCGUCCCGCCUCUCGUGUCUCUCUUUCCGUCUCCGGCCGCCGUCGGGAGAGGAGCCGCCGCCAUGUCCGCGCAUCUGCAGUGGAUGGUCGUCCGGAACUGCUCCAGUUUCUUGAUCAAGAGGAAUAAGCAGACGUACAGCACGGAGCCAAAUAAUCUGAAGGCCCGAAACUCUUUCCGCUACAACGGGCUAAUUCACCGCAAGACCGUCGGAGUGGAGCCGGCGGCCGAUGGCAAAGGGGUCGUGGUAGUUAUGAAACGCAGAUCCGGCCAGCGAAAACCUGCCACUUCUUAUGUGAGGACCACCAUCAACAAGAAUGCUCGGGCUACCCUCAGCAGCAUCAGACACAUGAUCCGAAAGAACAAGUACCGCCCUGACCUUCGUAUGGCGGCCAUCCGCAGGGCCAGUGCCAUCCUUCGAAGCCAGAAGCCUGUGGUGGUGAAGAGGAAACGGACCCGCCCCACCAAGAGCUCCUGAGCCCCGCACCCCCGAAGCAAUAAAGAGUCCACUGACUUCCA
Mus caroli (Ryukyu mouse) is the source of this 546-nucleotide messenger RNA. It is a transcript of the gene Rpl28, whose product is annotated as ribosomal protein L28. Gene Ontology annotation, biological process: translation. Gene Ontology annotation, cellular component: ribosome. Gene Ontology annotation, molecular function: structural constituent of ribosome. The record is from RefSeq and is a predicted model, not a curated record. NCBI's taxonomy places the organism in Eukaryota, Metazoa, Chordata, Mammalia, Rodentia, Muridae.